Sorghum bicolor (sorghum) is the source of this 861-nucleotide messenger RNA. Its product is annotated as ER membrane protein complex subunit 6. The coding region runs from base 233 to 568 and encodes 111 amino acids. Gene Ontology annotation, cellular component: membrane; EMC complex; endoplasmic reticulum. The transcript is spliced from 4 exons. The record is from RefSeq and is a predicted model, not a curated record. Gene Ontology annotation, biological process: autophagosome assembly; protein folding in endoplasmic reticulum. NCBI's taxonomy places the organism in Eukaryota, Viridiplantae, Streptophyta, Magnoliopsida, Poales, Poaceae.
UGGCUGAGGCGGCAUCGCCAGUAAGUCAGUAACGAGACAGCUCGAGCACCUUGCGACUUGCGAGUUCCGACUCCCGCAUCGCUCGAUCCUCUCCCUCCGUCCGCCGCACCGUCGCCGAGCGCCGCCCCGCGCCGGAGACUUCCUGCCUUCUUGCCGCCGACGAGCGCCGCCCCGCUGUUCCUUCCGCGGUUCCGCCCCAGCCUCUGCAUCCGAAUACGAAGCUGUCACGGCGAUGGCGGCGGCCGGCGGCGUUUCAACUGACGAUGUCCCGAUCCUGCAGGCAGAGAACCUCACCAGCAACGUCAAGUCCGUCUACUACAGUCGAACAUUCUUGUCGAUCAUUGGUGGAGUUGUUGCUGGAAUCUGGGGAUUCACAGGCUUGACGGGAUUUGUCUUCUACUUUCUGAUAAUGAUGAUUGCAUCUAUUGGGCUCUUAGCGAAGUCAAAGUUCUCAGUCCAGAAAUACUUCGAUAGUUGGACCAGGAUUUCAAUUGAAGGAGUUUUUGGUGGUCUUAUGUCAUUUGUGCUGUUCUGGACAUUUGCUUAUGACAUUGUUCACAUCUUCUGAUGGACAUAGAAAGAUCUACUCUCCAAAGAAAAUGCGGAAUUUCAUAUGACGUUUUGAACAUUCCCAAUGGACUCUUGUACACUCAAUUUUUGUAUUGGUAAUUGAUAUAAUCUUUAGUGAGACUAUCAAUGUAGACCUAAGCAAAGCUCAUGAACUGAUGUAGCAGUUCCUUUCCUUGGAUGAUCUAUAGCUGUUGGCGAUUUGUCAUUUCCAGUAAUGAAUAUAAACUUUGAUUGAUGGACACUCAUAUUUUCCUGGCACAAUCAGAUGAAAUGAAUUCAUCUCCUGUUUUA